This is a messenger RNA of Uloborus diversus, 2400 nucleotides long. RefSeq names its product cubilin-like. Gene Ontology annotation, cellular component: plasma membrane. Bases 34 to 2400 code for a protein of 788 amino acids. The transcript has 15 exons. The record is from RefSeq and is a predicted model, not a curated record. Lineage: Eukaryota; Metazoa; Arthropoda; Arachnida; Araneae; Uloboridae. Gene Ontology annotation, molecular function: protein binding.
UCAAAAAUUUCCAAACUACCAAAAUGUGAUCGCAUGUUCGUCAGCAACCCGGAAGGUCCGAAGAACGGAAGCUUCAGCGCCCCCGAGUUAUCCAUCCCCAAAGGCCACUCCCGACAAUGCAUCUACACGUUCAUCGCAAGCGACAACGAGAGAGUUCAGGUCACCUUCAUGUCGUUCAAUCUCCAUGGAGCUAUUCCAGAAUGCAACCACGAGUACAUCGACCUUUACACGGAGAUCGAGGACGCUAGCAUGGAGUUGAUCCGAACGCCGUUCGGUGGUCGGUACUGCGGCAAGAACAGACCCCGGAACCGGAUAUCCAUGUACCGGACGCUGGUAAUCGCCUUCUAUACCGACGAGGAGCACGUCUCGCCGGAAGCUUUCGAAGGCUUCUACGAAUUCAUCAAUGCCUCUCAGUACAUCGUGGGUACUCCAUCCCCCGACUCAGUCUGCAACUUCACUGUCUUCAGCGACAAUAAGCGAGAGGGUGAGUUCCGCUCCCCUACCUACCCUGGCGUGUACCCCAAGAACCUGCACUGCCAAUACCGAUUCCUGGGCAGGAAAGGACAAAGAGUCAGACUCGAGUUUAUGGACUUUGACCUAGUCUUUGGUGGCGCUCACUGCCCCUUCGACUACGUGAAAGUUUACGAUGGCUCCUCCUCGAAAGCUCCCCUCAUCGGCACCCACUGCGGCCAGCAGCGGAACCUGGUCAUCUACUCUUCGGCGGAAAACGUUUCGGUUCAGUUCAUCACACUACAGAGAACGGCCGAGAGCGAAAACAGAGGAUUCUCGGGAUUCUUCGAAUUCAGCAACAGAUUCGUCAGUCUCGAUUUCAUCGGUAAAAACGAUGGAGAACAUAUUCGUGGAACAGAAUGUGAUCAGAAGAUUUUAAGCAAGAAAGAAUCUGAAGGAAAUGUCUAUUCACCAAACUAUCCGUACCCUUACCACCAGAAUACGGUGUGCAAAUACUACAUUUACGGACUGCAAGACAAUCAGGAUUUGGAAAGAGUGAGACUUGUGUUUGAGAAGUUUGAAAUUCGCAGCAAGGAUCCUGAAUGUUCCGACGGUGGUUUCUUGAGGAUAUAUGUUCAAGGACAAGAAGAGCGUCAAGCUUUAGACGAAUUUGACUUGAGCCUUUGUGGAACGAUUGUGCCAAAGCCAGUUCUAUCCGACGGACCACGUCUCGCCAUGGUCUUCAGCAGUGGCGCUACAACGGGAAAAGGCUUUAAAGCCAGAUAUAUAUUUGAAACUGAUUACAAGAUUCCUGGCACGCCAAUCCCGGAUGGCACGUGCCACUUUACCUACCUGAGCACAAGUACCCAAAGGGGGGAAUUUAACUCUCCGAGGUACCCAGCGAACUAUCCCUCCAACACCACUUGCCAAUAUAUUUUCCAAGGAGAACCAGGAACACAAGUUAAGAUCGUAUUCAAUUAUUUCAAGACGAAAACGAAGCAUGAAAUUUCAAGUACUGGAUACAAUGAAGUGUGCAUGGAAGACUGGUUGGAAAUAUAUGAAGUCCACUCAAGUGGACGGGAGAAUAAAGUGGGCCGAUAUUGCUCAAAGUCGACGCCCGGACCCAUAGUGUCCGACAGUGGCGUUCACUCUAUGAAGGUAGUUUUGCAUACCGACGGAGAGGGUGUGGCAAGCGGAUUCGUCGCCACCUAUAAUUUCAUACUGCCUAACCAAAAAUUUGAAGAAUGUGGUUUUAACAUAAGUGGACAAAAUGCUGGCGUCAUAACGAGUCCUGGCUUCCCAGAAAAAUACAAAGACAGGAGACAAGUGUGUCACUGGUACAUCAGUGCAAAGCCAAAUUCAAAAAUUUUGCUACUCUUUACCUUUUUUAGGCUAGAAGGAGAUCCUUUAGAACGUGGAUGUCCGGGUGCUGUUGUACGCGUAUGGAGGGAUUUGAGCCAACCACCUAUAGAGUUAUGUGGCAUGGAAAUUAGUAAUGACACUUUAGAAACCAUAUCUAACACCAGUGUCCUGAAAUUGUCAUUUGCAACAGCUGAAAAGGCCAUUGGUGCAGAGGGUUUCAAAGCUGUGUGGACCGAAAUAACAGAAAGCGUAGAGUGUGACCAGUUCAAAUGCAAAGAAAGUGGUUACUGCAUAGCAAGCGAACUAAAAUGCAACAGGGAGCCUAAUUGUGGUUGGAGUGACAGAAGCGAUGAAGAAGAUUGUGAAAAGCUACCGCAAGUUAAUGUCUAUAUGAUUGUUGGUUUGACAAUGGGGAUUGCUUUCACAAUCUUCUUAACUAUUUGCUUGGUUUGCCACCGAAAAAGGAAGCGACGGCGGCACCAUCAUCACCACCAUCACCACCACCAUCCGCCGCCGCCCUUCGAACCUCGACUCAAAGCUCCCAGAGAAGUCCCCCCGAUGAAUUUCAUGUCCAUGGACAGCGUAUGA